Pelodiscus sinensis (Chinese soft-shelled turtle) is the source of this 803-nucleotide messenger RNA. Lineage: Eukaryota; Metazoa; Chordata; Testudines; Trionychidae. The record is from RefSeq and is a predicted model, not a curated record.
GAGAUUUCAAUCAUCGAUAGUCCCUGUAUCCUUCCUCCUCUCUCGCUCUGGAGGGAGGGAGGGAAAUAAAAUAGUCCCGGAGGGAUGGCUGCUGUUUUGGCAGCCGGCAUUUCUGCAGUUCGAGAAGGGGCAUUUCAGUGACGAGGCGCCCAGACAGCGUGGGGAAGGCACUAGGCCGGGCUGAAUGUGGCCCUGGUGCCGAGAUCUGCGUGAACGGACCGUGAGGAGGCAUCGGACAGUCUAGCGGUUCUCCUCCAAUUGGUCUGAAAACGUCUUGCUGUGUGACGUAUAAUUCCUUCUCCUAGUGUCUCGUUUUUAUGUCUAACACCAAGUUGUUGUCCACAAUGCUCUGAGAAUAUUGCUUUCAAAUGAUGAAUUAGUUUAGAAAACUGUACAGGUAAGACCCUCAAUUUCAAAGAUGCCGUUGUUUGGAAAAAUUAUUGUUAUUAAACGGAAUGGGACCGAUGGAAUCCAUUUUCCACUCACUGCAAGUUCUUGUUUAUUUGGAAGGAAAACAGAGUGUGAUAUCCGCAUACAGCUGCCUCAAGUCUCAAAAGAACAUUGUAAAAUUGAAGUCAAUGAGAAUAAGGAAGCAAUCUUAUUUAAUUUAAGUACUCUAAAUCCAACACAUUUGAAUGGUAACAGUUUUCAGCAACCUGUACAUCUGAAACAUGGAGAUGUGUUCACUAUUGUUGAUCGUUCUUUCAGGUUUGAAUAUCCUCCUCAAUCGACUCCAAGAAAGAGACUUUCAAGAACUCCAAAAAAUGAAACCCUGCAGGUAAUUUGAUCAUUGACUACAUUGG